GAACGAUAACUAAACGAAUAUAAGUAAUGAUAACAAAUAACUUGUCACAAACAGUGACAAACUGAAACACAAGUAUUCCAAUUUCCUAACCAGUCUAAUAAUAACCUGUUCCAUAUCUGCCGAGACAUUUUUGACGUGCUUCGCCGACCUCCGGUUUUGUCCCAACAGUUUCCCCUCUUCGAUAACAGUCUGUUGGGGCUUUUUGUUCAAAUGGGGGAAUGAUUUGGUGUCAGGGGAUGAUUUGGCUGACGAGGAGCCAUAAUCGCUGUGAGAUGCUCGGUCGACGGUGGCGUCGGUUGGCGAAACGCAGGUGCGCGCUUGUGCUUCUUCUCCGAUUCCCUGAUCAUCAGCAUCCUCCGCAGACGGCAACACAGUCGUCGAAUCGGACAUGGCGUCCAUAACGUUCGGAGUUGAUUUAAGGUUAACAAACCAAUGAUAGUGUCACUUUUGAACGAGCAGAAACAACCAAGAAAUUCUGGAUGAAAUUUCUUAUCGUAAAAUUCGGUAAAUAAUAAAUUUCAGCUCUGCAGUCUGCACACUGCACUGCACAGUGCACACGCAUGGAUCAUGGUCCAUCAGCCGAGCCCAUGCCACUCCAUGGCAGAUGAUUCAAUUUCAUGCUAACGGAAUGAUCACCAGCACCGCCCCGGUGUGGCAGUCUGAUACGGCCUUUGUUCCGUCGGUUCUUGAAAUGAUUCAAACGAACCUCGAUGAAUUUCGAUACAACUUCUAACUUGUUUCAUCUUCACGAGUUCACGUCUUGUCUUGUGAGUUGUGGCUUCCUUUAGUCGUAUUACUCGUAUGUGUCGAUGUAUUCUGCGCACUAAUGUCCGACAUACGCACAACUGUGUCCACAUCAAGAUGCGAGGAAGAGAAUGAUAAGGGAGCAGAAGCCCGACAAGCAAUGUCGUAGAGCACUGGCUCGACGGCUGCAGCGACAACCGAUCACUCGUCAACAGCGUCAAGAGCUUGACAACGGACCAGUUUGAGUUAUCCCCAGACAAUGCCUGUCCGGAUGAAAAACCCCAAGGGGAUGUUUCUGUCAAAUUGCCGUCAAAACUAUACGGUUGACUGGCGGAAAGUAUGGUUAAGAGGACGGCGGACGAGGUGAUGUUCGUGCUGGAUCCCUUACCGUGCCCCUUCGCCGAGCAUGAGACGGCCUGCAAAGCGUUCCGCACUCAUGAGGCGCGUUUGCUGCAGGCGCACCUGCACCCAGCACGGCCUGCGCACCGUCAUCCUGAAUUUCCGUGUCCCUGUCCGGGCAAGUUCAACGGCAAGAAGAGUUGCCCGGUGGUGCGCUUCGAUCCCGGCGACAUGUACAUGCGCCGGCACCUGCGGGAGGACCACCGGAAGUACUCUGAGGAGGUCUAUGCGGCGCUGGUGUCGGCCGAGAAGGGCGAGGAUCCGCAGGUCACCCAGAAACGUCAGAAUUUUAUGCGCCGUACUCGCCGCGUGUACUUCCCGGGGUGGACUAACAAGAAGGGGGAGCUCUUCCCCAGCCAGAUCAUUCCCGACCGGAUUGUUUUCCCGACGAAAGUCGACGAGCACAAGCAAAUCCGGUACAUCUGCAAGAUUGAUGCGUGCCGCAAAGAGAAAGCCCCGAAGGGACACACCUGCGCUCCCGGGAGCGUGCAGCAUCACCUGUGGACGCAGCACGAGUCCCGCUUCGAUCCGGGCACCAACUUCUACAUCCAGUGCCCGGCUACGGAGGUAUGCCAGGAAAUGGUGUACGCCGGUGAUCAUCAGCUGGAAUCGCACGUUAAGGCGCUGCACCCCGAGAUGCUGGGCUGGAGCGCGGACUACUCGGAGGCCGCCAAGAAGUAUCGGAAAGCGUUGGAGGACCAGAUCCCCACUGCCCGCAUCGGCGAGGCCCUCACCAACCACAGUCUGCCGCCGGACGAUGCCAGCCAACUGUUUCUGCACUUUUACAAGUGUCCUGUCGCGACAUGCGACACGGCGUUCCUGGGGGAGAAGCGUCAGCGGGACUACAUGGUCUGGCACGUGGGCGCCCAACACCGGGACGUCUGGAACGUGGCCGCGGACGAGCUGGAACAAGAGUAAUGCUUCGUGCUGGCUGGCUCAUCUGUGCUGGCGGAGAAACGACUUGAGCUGCUCACGCACCUGACCAAGCGCCUGCUGUGCCGAAUUUUGAUUCCUACGAGUCAUUUUAUCAUUUUUGUAGAUAUUUUCUGUAUUUACGGCUCUCUUACGCCAAUCUCGCGUUGUCCUGCUCGUCUAUGGACGGCUCGUGCAAGUCUUUUAUGUUUGCGGGUGUUUCUAGUUGUUUAUACCUGUUAUCGUACUAGUUAUAUAAAUACAGUGCAAGUACUAAUUGUC
Molecule: messenger RNA, 2337 nt
Organism: Paramacrobiotus metropolitanus
Lineage: Eukaryota; Metazoa; Tardigrada; Eutardigrada; Parachela; Macrobiotidae
Exons: 8
Coding region: 1084-2061 (325 amino acids)
Source: RefSeq, a predicted model, not a curated record